AACCAUUCCAAACCAUCCACUCCAACAACACCAAAUAACCCAAUACAAUGUCUCUCCCCCACCUCAGGCCCUCCCUCGAGAGGCCCUUCCUCAGCGAACCCGGCAUGGAAACAACCCUCUACUACAAGCACCAAAUCGCCCUCCCAAGUUUCUCCUCGCUGCCCCUCCUCACCAACCCCUCUCACCGAGCCCUGAUCUCCUCCCUCUACGCAAACUACAUCUCCAUCGCAGCAGCCCACAACACAGGCAUCAUCCUAGACACGCGCACCUGGCGCGCCUCCACGCCCUGGGCAUCCGCCCUGAACAUGACGCCUGCCGAGCUCCUCGCCGCCAAUCGCGACGCCGUCCAGCUCGCCAAAGCAGCCCGCACACACAGCAGAGCCACCAGCACCAACGUCCCCGUUCUCAUCAGCGGCACGAUGGGUCCGCUCCAAGAUGCCUACGAGGACUCGUCUCAGACCGUAACCCUCGACUCCGCGCGCGACGCCUACAGACCGCAGGUGCAGACGCUCGCCGACGCAGGCGUCGACCUGCUCGGCCUCUUCACCAUCUCGAAUCUCAACGAGGCGACUGCUAUCAUUGAGCUCGCUCGCGAGGUCGGCCUCCCUAUCGUAGUGUCGUUCAGCAUUGGCACUGACGGGCGUCUGCUGGGCGGGAACUCGCUGGAGGACGCCAUCCGCGCGGUCGACGAGGCAACGGGUGGCUAUGCGGCGUAUUUCGGUGUCAACUGUGCCCAUCCGGCUAGGAUUGCGGCUGCGCUGAGGGAAAUGUCGAGUGAGGUGCGUGCGCGUAUCGGUAUGGUUAGGGGCAAUGCUAGUCAGAAGACACAUGAUGAGCUGGAUAAUACUGAUACGCUGGAUCGCGGCCACAUCCCGACUUAUCUGGAUGGGUUCCGUGAUGCUCUGGGGUUGUUGCCUGCUGUUAAGGUAGUCGGGGGGUGCUGUGGUACGGACGAGGAGCAUUUGGAGGCGAUU
Aspergillus campestris IBT 28561 is the source of this 974-nucleotide messenger RNA. RefSeq names its product homocysteine S-methyltransferase family protein. Lineage: Eukaryota; Fungi; Ascomycota; Eurotiomycetes; Eurotiales; Aspergillaceae. The transcript has a single exon. The annotation marks the transcript as partial. The record is from RefSeq and is a predicted model, not a curated record.